This is a messenger RNA of Otolemur garnettii (small-eared galago), 3234 nucleotides long. It is a transcript of the gene PACS2, whose product is annotated as phosphofurin acidic cluster sorting protein 2. NCBI's taxonomy places the organism in Eukaryota, Metazoa, Chordata, Mammalia, Primates, Galagidae. The transcript has 24 exons. Gene Ontology annotation, molecular function: transmembrane transporter binding. The coding region runs from base 11 to 2683 and encodes 890 amino acids. The record is from RefSeq and is a predicted model, not a curated record. Gene Ontology annotation, biological process: protein localization to plasma membrane.
GGCCGGCGCCAUGGCCGAGAGGGGCCGCCUCGGCCUCCCCGGCGCGCCCGGCGCGCUCAACACGCCGGUGCCCAUGAACCUGUUCGCCACCUGGGAGGUGGACGGCUCCAGCCCGAGCUGCGUGCCCAGAUUGUGCAGCCUGACUCUGAAGAAGCUAGUGGUCUUCAGGGAGUUGGAGAAGGAGCUCAUCUCCGUGGUGAUCGCUGUCAAGAUGCAGGGCUCUAAGCGGGUACUGCGUUCCCAUGAGAUUGUGCUGCCCCCCAGCGGGCAGGUGGAGACAGACCUGGCCCUGACCUUCUCACUGCAGUACCCUCACUUCUUGAAAAGAGAAGGCAACAAGCUGCAGGUCUUGCUGCAGCGCAGGAAGCGGUAUAAGAACCGGACCAUCCUGGGGUACAAGACACUGGCCGCAGGCUCCAUCAGCAUGGCGGAGGUGAUGCAGCACCCUGCGGAGGGGGGCCAGGUGCUGAGCCUCUGCAGCAGCAUCAAGGAAGCCCCCGUCAAGGUGGCCGAGAUCUGGAUCGUCUCCCUGUCCAGUCAGCCUAUCGACCACGAGGACAGUGCCAUGCAGGCCGGCCCCAAGACCAAGUCUACGGAUAACUACUCCGAGGAGGAGUACGAGAGCUUCUCCUCCGAGCAGGAGGCCAGUGAUGACGCCGUGCAGGGGCAGGACCUAGACGAAGAUGACUUCGAUGUGGGGAAGCCCAAGAAGCAGCGGCGGCCGCUAGUAAGGACGACGUCCAUGACCAGGCAGCAGAACUUCAAGCAGAAAGUCGUGGCCCUGCUGCGAAGGUUCAAAGUGUCGGAUGAGGUCCUGGACUCUGAGCAGGACCCCGCAGAACAUGUCCCUGAGGCAGAGGAGGAUUUGGAUCUCCUGUAUGACACACUGGACAUGGAGAACCCCAGCGACAGCGGCCCCGACAUGGAGGACGAUGAUAGUGUCCUCAGCACCCCCAAGCCGAAGCUUAGGCCGUACUUUGAGGGCCUGUCCCAUUCCAGCUCACAGACAGAGAUAGGAAGCAUCCACAGCACCCGGAGCCACAAGGAGCCCCCCAGCCCAGCUGACAUGCCUGAGAAGACCCGGUCCCUGGGAGGCAAGCGGCCAAGCGAUGGCGUCUCUGACACAGUGGCCCUCCAGGGUCUAGCAGUGUCCCGGGAGCCGUCAGUGCAGCCCGAGGACAGCCCCGAGGCAGAGGCCUCCACCCUGGACAUGUUCACCGAGAAGCUGCCGCCCAGUGGGAGGAUCACCAAGACAGAGUCCCUGGUCAUCCCCUCCACCAGGUCUGACGGAAAGCAGGCUGGUCGUCGGGGCCGGAGUACAUCCCUGAAGGAGCGGCAGCCAGCGCGGCCGCAGAGUGAGCGGGCCAACAGCCUGGACAACGAACGCUGCCCAGAGUCUCGGAGCCAGCUGCAGAUCCCCCGGAAGACAGUAUAUGACCAGCUGAACCACAUCCUGAUCUCUGAUGACCAGCUUCCUGAGAACAUCAUCCUGGUGAACACUUCUGACUGGCAGGGGCAGUUCCUCUCAGACGUCCUGCAGAGGCACACGCUCCCUGUAGUGUGCACGUGCUCCGCAGCCGAUGUGCAGGCCGCCUUCAGCACCAUCGUCUCUAGGAUACAGAGAUACUGCAACUGCAAUUCCCAGCCCCCAACACCCGUGAAAAUUGCAGUGGCGGGGGCUCAGCAUUACCUCAGUGCCAUCCUGCGGCUCUUUGUGGAGCAGCUGUCCCACAAGACUCCUGACUGGCUGGGCUACAUGCGCUUCCUCAUCAUCCCACUGGGGUCCCAUCCUGUGGCAAGGUACCUAGGCUCCGUCGACUACCGCUAUAACAACUUCUUCCAGGACCCAACGUGGAGGGACCUGUUCAGCAGGCUGGAGGCCCAGAGUGCUGUGCAGGACACGCCGGACAUUGUGGCACGCGUCAGGCAGUACAUUGCAGGGGCCAACUGUGCCCACCAGCUCCCCAUCGCAGAGGCCAUGCUGACCUACAAGCAGAAGAGCCCUGACGAGGAGUCCUCUCAAAAGUUCAUUCCCUUUGUCGGGGUUGUGAAGGUUGGAAUUGUGGAGCCAUCCUCAGCCACAUCAGGAGACUCGGAUGAUGCAGCCCCCUCUGGUUCUGGUGUGCUAUCUUCCACGCCACCAUCCACAUCUCCUGCAGCCAAGGAGGCCUCACCUACCCCACCCUCCUCCCCAUCGGUGAGCGGAGGCCUGUCCUCCCCCAGCCAGGGUGUUGGCGCUGAGCUGAUGGGGCUGCAGGUGGACUACUGGACGGCUGCACAGCCCACGGACAGGAAGAGAGAUGCCGAGAAGAAGGACCUGCCCGCCGCCAAAAGCACGCUCAAGUGCACCUUCCGGUCUCUGCAGGUCAGCAGGCUGCCCAGCAGCGGUGAGGCUGCGGCCACGCCCACCAUGUCGAUGACUGUGGUCACCAAGGAGAAGAACAAGAAGGUGAUGUUUCUGCCUAAGAAGACGAAGGACAAGGACGUGGAAUCUAAAAGCCAGUGCAUCGAGGGCAUCAGCCGUCUGAUAUGCACAGCCAAGCAGCAGCAGAACAUGCUGCGGGUCCUCAUCGACGGUGUGGAGUGCAGUGAUGUGAAGUUCUUCCAGCUGGCUGCCCAGUGGUCCUCCCACGUGAAGCACUUCCCUAUCUGCAUCUUCGGACACUCCAAGGCCACUGUCUAACUCCUUCAACCAAGGGGAUCAGUGUCCUGCCUCACAGCAGCCACUGCACCUGGAGGGCCCAGCUACAUUUCUGCUAACAUUUCAGUUUACGACAGAGACAAAUACUUAAAAACGCAAAGACAAACAGUCUUAAGUAUGAAUGUGCUCACAACUUGGAAACUAACGGGCCGCUCCCUGCUGGGAGGAGUGACCACUCUGCUUGUUAACCAGAAAGUUCCGGCAGGUGGCUGGGAGGCCAAGUUGAGGAUUGCAGCAGGUGCUCUGGCCUCAGGAGCCACCCAGACCCCCACAAGCCAGGGGGCUUCUUGCCUUCAUGUCCUGCCCUCCCCAAACCAAGACUCCGCUUCCUCAGGGAGCCUGGGUCAGGCACAGGCCACAGAGCUUGGUGGCCAGAGGCCGAGGAGCCCAGGGCCCACUAAAUGCCCUGGUGGGGGGUGUCCUGAGUUAUCCAUCAGAGCCACCUGCCUGAGAGCCACCCCCAGUGCCACCCACUCGUGGUUCCCAAUAAGGUUCCCAAUAAACUCCAGCCUCAUGGCGGAGGUUUUAUAGUA